GUCGCGUAGACGCGGUGUAUGGCGGCGCAAGAGGAAUCUCAUCGAGGGAAUAGCGUUUCCCCGUAAAUGUUUUGUUUAAUAUUCAAUUGAAUUUCAACGCGAACGCGUGGUAACACCCGCACACGCAUGCCAUUAAAGUCUGUCGAAUAUUAAUAAUGAAUAAUUAUUAUUGUAAUCUGUUGUCAUCAUAACCGUUUUUGGCCGAUCAAUCGCGUACCUUUGCUAAUCCCUAGGCCGUGGGAGGGGUAGGUAGGAAACGAACGGCUGUUAUUAAAAACGCGGGUCAUAGGUUGUUCUAUCGCGCGCGCGAGUGUUUGAGGUUAGGAAACGGAUUUUGUAAACGAUAUGCAAUCAUAUGAACACACCCGUCACGCGCCGCCCGCACGCUCUAUUAAUCGUACCAUCGUCAUGAGCUCGUACGUCACUCCGUCCACCGGGUCGAUACUAAUAUAAUUUUUGAACCUUUAUUUUUUUUACAAUCCGGUCUGGGAUCAGUUAACCGAGUGGUAAAAUAUUAAACCCGUUUCCAGUCCGCCUUCUUUUAAAUCGUAUUUUCGUAAUUCUCGCCUGUCUGCUCAAUAAUUUUUUUAACGUGCACCAUGGCAGGUCCUCCGACGUUUAUCGAACUUUCACGGGAAGAACAAGCUUUAGAAUUAAGAUCAUAUUUGUGUAGCAUUGGAGCUAGUUUACAAGAAAAUGCACCAGAUAAUAUUGAAGAAGAUAUGCUUGAAAUUAUAUCUAAAUGCAAUGCUUGUUUGGAAACAGAUUUAUUAGAUAUUGAUAUUGAAAGCUUUUUGUGUUCAAUUGUAUCAGUAAUUAUUGGGAUUGGCACAGUAGACGUUGAAAGCAAACUUGUAACCGAAUUUAGUCAAAAAUUGUCGAAAUAUGAAGAAGAUCGUUUUAGUAAUAUUAUACUAAAAACUCUUUGGUUGUUAUUUGGUACAGUUGAUCCAAAACUACCUGCACGCUUCCAACUUUAUUCUGAUAUUAUUGAUGUUGCCAAACGAAACAAGCAACUGUUAUUGGUUUACAAAGGAAUCGAUAGUUUAAACAAAUCUCUUCUGUCCAUCAACCAUACUAAAAAACAAAAGCAGUCUCUACUUAGACAGUUGCAUAGUGCAUUGAUUGAAAAUGGACACAGUGAAUUGGCUGCUGAAGUUAUGGUUGAACUUCUUCGUAAUUACACAGCUGAUGACGGUAAACAAGCUAAAGAUGAUGCUAAAAGAUGUAUUGCCUCUGCUAUUGCAGAUCCAACUACAUUUUUAUUUGAACCAUUGUUGAGUUUGGCUCCUGUUAUAUCUCUACAAUCUACUCCUUUGCAUGAACUUUUAGUUAUAUUUGUUUCUGGAAAUCUUGCUAAUUAUUUAGAUUUUUACAAAGGCCACAAAGAUUUAAUCAAAUCUUUAGGCUUAGAUCAUAAUGCCAAUAUACAUAAGAUGAAGCUCUUGACGGUAAUGAGUUUAGCUGAAGAUAGCAGUAUUUUAUCAUUUGAAACGAUUCAACAGCAAGUACAAAUAAAUGCUGAACAAGUAGAACCAUUUUUACUGGAACUUUUUGGAACAAAACUUGUGCGUGGCCGUAUGGAUCAAGCUGCAAAGAAAGUAAAUAUUUCAAGUACAAUGUAUCGUACAUUCAGCAAGCAACGUUGGCAAAUGUUGAGAGAAUCAUUCUUUAAUUGGCGAUCAUGUCUUAGCAUUAUUGAAGAAGGAAUGAAAACUGUUGUGUCAAAUUCUCAAGCAUAAGUUUAAUGAAAUAUAUGAAUAUACAAACUAUGUUUAAUAAAAUUAAAUUGACAUUUA
This is a messenger RNA of Sipha flava (yellow sugarcane aphid), 1799 nucleotides long. Its product is annotated as eukaryotic translation initiation factor 3 subunit M-like. The coding region runs from base 600 to 1742 and encodes 380 amino acids. The record is from RefSeq and is a predicted model, not a curated record. NCBI's taxonomy places the organism in Eukaryota, Metazoa, Arthropoda, Insecta, Hemiptera, Aphididae. Gene Ontology annotation, cellular component: eukaryotic translation initiation factor 3 complex; cytoplasm. Gene Ontology annotation, biological process: cytoplasmic translational initiation. The transcript has 6 exons. Gene Ontology annotation, molecular function: translation initiation factor activity.